Molecule: messenger RNA, 4126 nt
Organism: Bubalus bubalis (water buffalo)
Lineage: Eukaryota; Metazoa; Chordata; Mammalia; Artiodactyla; Bovidae
Gene: PCSK6
Product: proprotein convertase subtilisin/kexin type 6
Exons: 22
Coding region: 1-2898 (965 amino acids)
Biological process (GO): peptide hormone processing
Cellular component (GO): cell surface; membrane
Molecular function (GO): serine-type endopeptidase activity
Source: RefSeq, a predicted model, not a curated record
AUGCCUCCGCGCGCGCAGCCCGCGCCCGGGCCCCGGCCGCCGCCCCGCGCCCCCGCCGGCGCCGGGGACGCGGGCCCCGACUCGAGGGCCGCCGGCGGGCCCGGGCUCCGGCCGCUCGCGCCGCGCCCUUGGCGCUGGCUGCUGCUACUCGCGCUGCCCGCCGCCUGCUCCGCGCCGCCGCCGCCGCGCCCCGUCUACACCAACCACUGGGCGGUGCAAGUGCUGGGCGGCCCGGCCGUGGCGGACCGCGUGGCCGCGGCGCACGGCUACCUCAACUUGGGCCAGAUUGGAAACCUGGACGAUUACUACCACUUUUAUCACAGCAAAACCUUUAAGAGGUCGACCUUGAGCAGCAGAGGCCCUCACACCUUCCUCAGGAUGGACCCCCAGGUGAAAUGGCUCCAGCAACAGGAAGUCAAACGGCGGGUGAAGAGACAGGUGCGAAACGACCCGCAGGCACUUUAUUUCAACGAUCCCAUCUGGUCCAACAUGUGGUACAUGCACUGUGGUGACAAGAACAGCCGCUGCCGGUCAGAAAUGAAUGUCCAGGCAGCGUGGAAGCGGGGCUACACGGGAAAGAACGUGGUGGUCACCAUCCUGGAUGACGGCAUAGAGAGAAACCACCCCGACCUGGCCCCGAACUACGAUUCCUACGCGAGCUAUGACGUCAAUGGCAACGAUUACGAUCCGUCUCCGCGGUACGAUGCCAGCAACGAGAAUAAACACGGCACUCGCUGUGCAGGAGAAGUCGCCGCCUCCGCCAACAACUCCUACUGCAUUGUAGGGGUUGCAUACAAUGCCAAGAUUGGAGGCAUCCGAAUGCUGGAUGGAGAUGUGACCGAUGUGGUGGAGGCCAAGUCUCUGGGCACCAGACCCAAUUACAUCGACAUCUACAGCGCCAGCUGGGGGCCGGACGAUGAUGGCAAGACGGUGGACGGGCCCGGCCGGCUGGCCAGACAGGCCUUCGAGCACGGCAUCAGAAAGGGCCGGCAAGGCCUGGGCUCCAUUUUUGUCUGGGCAUCGGGGAACGGCGGCCGUGAGGGGGACCACUGCUCCUGUGAUGGCUACACCAAUAGCGUCUACACCAUCUCCGUGAGCAGCACGACCGAGAACGGCCACAGGCCCUGGUACCUGGAGGAGUGUGCGUCCACCCUGGCCACCACCUACAGCAGCGGGGCCUUCUACGAGCGCAGAAUUGUGACCACGGACCUGCGUCAGCGCUGCACAGACGGCCACACCGGAACCUCGGUCUCGGCCCCCAUGGUUGCCGGUAUCAUCGCCUUGGCCUUGGAAGCAAACAGCCAGCUGACCUGGAGGGAUGUCCAGCACUUGCUGGUGAAGACGUCCAGGCCGGCCCACCUCAAAGCAAACGACUGGAAGGUGAACGGUGCUGGUCAUAAAGUUAGCCACCUCUAUGGAUUUGGCCUGGUGGAUGCGGAUGCCCUGGUCGUGGAGGCCAAGAAAUGGAUGGCAGUGCCCCCGCAGCACACCUGUGUCGCCGUCACUGACAAGAGACCCAGGAGCAUCCCAGUGGUGCAGACGCUGUGGACCACUGCCCUGACCACUGCCUGCGCCGACCACUCAGACCAGCACGUGGGCUUCCUGGAGCACGUGGUGGCCCGUGUCUCUAUCUCCCACCCGCGCCGUGGGGACCUGCAGAUCCACCUGACAUCCCCCUCUGGGACCAGGUCUCAGCUGCUGGCGAAGAGACUGCUGGAUCAUUCCAACGAAGGCUUUACAAACUGGGAGUUCAUGACCGUGCAUUGCUGGGGAGAGAAGGCCGAGGGGGAAUGGACGCUGGAAAUCCAAGACAUGCCAUCCCAGGUCCGCAACCGGGAGAAGCAAGGGAAGCUGAGGGAGUGGACCCUCAUCCUGUAUGGCACCGCCGAGCACCCCUACACCACCUUCAGCACCCACCAGUCCCGCUCUCGGAUGCUGGAGCUCUCUGCCUCAGAACUGGAGCCCCCGAGGACCGCCGUGUCACCAUCCCAGGCUGAGGUUCCGGAGGACGAAGAGGACUACACAGCUCCUUCCUCCCCUGGCUCUCCUAGUCUUUUACAGACCAGUGUGUGCCAUCCGGAGUGUGGGGACAAAGGCUGUGAUGGCCCCGGUGCAGACCAGUGCUUGAACUGCGUCCACUUCAGCCUGGGGAGUGUCAAGACCAGCAGGAAGUGCGUGAGUGCGUGCCCUCUGGGCUACUUUGGGGACACCGCAGCCCGCCGCUGCCGCCGGUGCCACAAGGGGUGCGAGACUUGCUCUGGCCGGGGCUCCACGCAGUGCCUGACUUGCCGCCGUGGCUUCUACCACCAUCAGGAGGUGAACUCCUGUGUGACCCUCUGUCCCGCCGGAUUUUAUGCUGAUGAAAGUCAGAAAAAUUGCCUUAAAUGCCACCCAAGCUGUAAGAAGUGCAUUGAUGAGCCAGAGAAGUGUACUGUCUGUAAAGAAGGAUUCAGCCUUGCCCGGGGCAGCUGCAUUCCAGACUGUGAGCCAGGCACCUACUUUGACUCUGAGCUCAUCCAGUGUGGGGAGUGCCAUCACACCUGCCGGACCUGCGUGGGGCCCAGCAGAGAGGAGUGCAUUCACUGUGCCCCGGGCUUCCACUUCCAAGACUGGAGAUGCGUGCCGGCCUGUGGUGAGGGCUUCUACGCAGAGGACAUGCCAGGGCUGCCCCACAAGGUGUGCCGCAGGUGUGACGAGAGCUGCCUGAGCUGUGAAGGCUCCAGCAGGAGCUGCAGCCGGUGUAAAGCGGGCUUCACACAGCUGGGGACUUCGUGCAUCACCAAUCACACAUGCAGCAAUGCUGAUGAGACGUUCUGCGAGAUGGUCAAAUCCAACCGGCUCUGUGAACGGAAGCUGUUCAUCCAGUUCUGCUGCCGCACGUGCCUCCUGGCCGGGUAGGGGCACCUGGCCCCCGCACAGGGCAGGGCCCCUCCCGUCGUCCGUCUGUCCGUCCACCUUUCUCCAGGCUGUCGGCCAGAGCCUGUUUCAGGGAUGGUGCCCCCAUCUGACAGCUUCGUCUCCCUAGGAGUAAGGUCCUUCCUGGCGACUCUGGGCACCCAGGCCAGGGGGAAGGCAGGGGUUGCCUGGAGGAGGUGUCCCGGGAGCAGUGACACCCGCUCACACCCCCUCGCUGGCUGCGUUCUGGCCAAGUCACAGCAGGAGCAGCAUGAACUCUGGGGAUCCACAGCUCCUGGGACCAUGCAUUCACUGAAUCUCCAAGACCAAAGCAGAAAGGCCAGCCACAUGGCCCUAAGCAGCACCCUCCUCCCUGUGCUUCCAUGCCCCCUGAAGAGCCCUGGCUGUGCCCCACGAGGAAGGGCCUGGGGCGCACCUGCUUCUCUGCCAGCCGCCAUUUGGGAGGCGGUUUGGUCAGACUCAACAGAACAGAUCCGGGAGCGUAAAACCUGUGACCUCUGGGGAUGGAGCGUCUGUUUCUACAUGGUCAGUGACUUCUGAAACUACACCCAUGGCUUAGAAAGUCACAUCCCAGUGGGACGAGAUGGAAAGACCCUCCUUCAUCUACAGCCCUCACCUCUGAGUGGGCCGAGGGCCCCGGGUCGCCGCGUCCCAUCCGCGCCUCUACGAGUCUCAUGGCCCGAACGGUCACCUCUACCUGAUGGAUGGUAGCCCCAACAAGCAAGAUGUAAGCCUGUCCGUGAAUUGCUGGUUGUCAGUCACUUCCCUUCUGUGGAGCUGCUCUGAAAGCCCAUGGGCCCUGCUUUUCAGGAUACUUGUCUUAAGGUGGGCUCGCCUGUGUCUGAGUUUGCUGUGAGCCUAUCGACACAGUUGGAUUUACUUCUGCCAAACCUGUGUGGGCAUUUUAUAAGCUACAUGUUCUAAUUUUUACCAAUGUUAAUUAUUUUGACAAAUAUUUCAUAUAUUUUCAUUGAUAUGCACAGAUCUGCUUGAUGAAGUCCCUUUAAUAUGGGAAUUAACAUUUGCCUUAAAUUUUCUCGAGCUCGUUCUCCAUUUUCGUCCUGCUUCCCUCUGUGACUGUAAUGCCUUUGACGAGCCACCGGUCAGCUGGGGGGAACCCAGCUGUUGUUGAUUGAAUCCACAACUCCGAAAAAGAAAUUCACAAGGCAGGCACAGUGUUAACCCUAAAUUAAUAAAAGAGUUAACAUUC